AUGACAGAGUCUCGCAGAAAAAACGUUAUUUACCUUGGCCCUCAGGGAACUUAUACACAUCAAGCGGCGCUGCAACAGUUUGAUGAUCACGACCAAUUUGAUCUUAUUCCAGCGAAAUCAAUUCCGGAGUGCCUUGACGAGUUGGAAAACAAUCCAUGCAUUCAUUAUGCUGUCAUACCAUUGGAAAAUUCCACUAAUGGACAGGUUGUGUUCUCAUAUGAUUUACUGCGGGAUAGAAUGUUGAAGAGUUUGAACCCUGAUACCUCGAGUAACAGAGUAAUACCACCACUACAGAUCAUUGCCGAGCAAUAUGUUUCCAUUGAACACUGUCUGAUAUCUAGAGAACAUCUUACUAUGUCAGAGCUUGGAAAGUACAAAAUUAUCAGGGUGUAUUCACAUCCACAGGUAUGGGGCCAGGUAAAUCAGUAUUUGAAAGAACUUCAACAAGAAUACCCGAAUACAACUUUCGAAAAGCUAGAUACGAGUUCGACUUCUGAAGCUGUAAUAAAAGUCAUGGACUCGAAAACAAAUGAACACGAAAAUGUAUUGAACUUAGCCAUAGCGAGUGAAUUUGCGGCAAAAUUAAACAAGGUCAAUGUACUUCAAAGAGGAAUCAACGAUCAACUAGGUAAUACAACAAGAUUUAUGGUUUUCAAAAAACGAAAAGAACAGUCGCCAGCUAUGAAAUGUGCCGGAUCUAAGGUCAAUCUGCUAACAUUCACAACGAAACAAGAUGAUCCCGGCGCAUUGGUUGAUGUUUUGACUGUUUUGAAGGAUUAUUCUGUUAAUAUGUGCUCUAUCAAUACCAGACCCUUCAACACAGUGACGUUAGAAAGGAAAUGGCAAUAUGUCUUCUUCUUGGAGUACUACGAAAAUAACGAAAAUAUCGAUUGGACAAAAUUCUAUCAGCAAUUUGGAUCAUACUGUCUUGAGUGGUGUCUCUGGGGCACAUUUUACAGGGAUCCAAGAUACUACAACUAA
Messenger RNA from Zygotorulaspora mrakii, 981 nucleotides. RefSeq names its product prephenate dehydratase PHA2 (gene PHA2). The record is from RefSeq and is a predicted model, not a curated record. Gene Ontology annotation, cellular component: cytoplasm. The transcript has a single exon. Gene Ontology annotation, biological process: L-phenylalanine biosynthetic process. Lineage: Eukaryota; Fungi; Ascomycota; Saccharomycetes; Saccharomycetales; Saccharomycetaceae. Gene Ontology annotation, molecular function: chorismate mutase activity; prephenate dehydratase activity. The coding region runs from base 1 to 981 and encodes 326 amino acids.